AUCCCGGCGGGCGGGCGCUGCUGGCUGCCGCGGACAUGUCGGUGCUACGGCCCUUCGACAAGCUCCCGGCCCUCAACACCGCCGUCCUCCUGCUGGUGGGUUCGGACGAAGGCCUCCAGCGGAAGCUGGCGGAGGCGAUGCUCCGAGAGAAGAAGAGCUUCAAGAUAAGCAUUCACCUUUCUACAUCCCUCCCCUUACCUGCAGAGAGGGAUCACCUUCGGCCCAGGAUAGAUCUGAUUGUGUUCAUGAUUGACAUCAAGAGCAAAUACAGCUUGAAGAAUAUUGAAGAUUCCCUAGCUUAUGUGGAUGCCAACUUCUUCCUGGGGAAAGUGUGCUUUCUUGUUACUGGGGUUGGCAGGGUGAAUUGCUGCAGUGUAGAGAUGAAUGCCAUCUGGAAACUGGGAGACACGUACUGCAGUCCUGUGCUAUUCUGUGAGCUGGAGUUGGAAGGGGUACGAAACGCCACCGCUCAGCGACUUCUCCGGAUGUUACAGAUCUGUGCUGGUCAUGUACCAGGAGUUUCUGCCCUGUUCUUUAGCACACUGAUGAAGAAAUCUGCUGAUGACUAGCUUCUCAUUGUGAGAAUUCAUCCACAUUCAUUGUGGUUUAGGUUGGUUUUUUUUUUUUUUUUCAGGCAUUCAAGCUGCUGUAGUUGAAAUCACAUUGCGAAGCUUUUUUGCCUGACUUGUUAUGACCGCUCAUCCAGAGCUGUUACUAGUUGCUAAUAUCUAAAGAAAAGCUUGAUUCCUGUUCAGUGGAUAAGGUAUAGCUGCUGGGGGGGAAGGUAGUUUGAAUUGGGGGUUCUUAUCCAUUAUUACCUCUUCAUGAUCAAGUUUGAGUUUCACCCACUUUGCCAGUGGCCAGGAGCCACGUAUUCUACUGAGAGAAUAUCAGGAGAACAGGUCAGUGUCCCAAAUGCUGGUGCCAUGGUUGAGUAUCUUAGUUUCAGUGUCCCUGAAGCACUAGAGAAGGAGCAGUAGGCUUCUGCUUCCUUUCAAUUUAAAUACGGCACCUUGGACCAAUGUGAAACAUCGCUGCCAGGUUUUGUCUCCCCACCAAGAGAAUAAUGGGGAAGGAAGGCUGUCCUGCAGCUUCCAGAUAGACUGCAAUUGGCAGUUAAUGAUCCAGCUGUGUGAGCAUCUGGCCAGUGAAGGGCUCAGUAUUUCCAUGCCUGAUACCUAACUGGGGAGGAAGGGACUAAAAACGAUAAUCUAGCACUUUAGCUUUCUCUAAUAUGUUUAAACAAAAAAGCUCCAUCUCUCAAGCCCAGGAUAACAAGCAACUCUAGUCUUUGCUUGUGAUUUGGCAGCUGUGGACUGCUCUGCUGCAAGUCAGUUCCUGCAGAUGAAGAAAUAAUUCUCCAGAGAGGUCAAACCUUUUUUGAGUCAGGAAAUGAAGAGGUGAAAAGGCUGUUAGCUGAGAGUGUAGCAGCACUUAGUGUGUUAAAGCCAUGGCAGGCAGACCACAGGAAGAGAAACAUGCAGCUGCUGGUGGAAAUCGAUCUUUGUUUCCAAAGUAAAGAGCCACAGAAUAGCUUUUUCUCUCUUGUGCUCUCAAAGAGCCAAAUCUAAGCUUAGGUGGUGUUGCUGGCCUCCAGCAAGCCUCUGCAAAUUGGGCAGUUCAGCUCCAGAGAGCUGCAGAAGUGCAUUUGUCUCUCCAGCAUCCCUAGGGCUGAGGCUCUGCACUCUGGAGCUGAUGGGAGAUGAAACACAGCAGACUGAACUACAGCAGCAUACGUAAAACACAUGUUGUGUCUUGCAAGGUGGCCAUGUGCUGUGUACAGUCCCUAAACUAAUAGGUUCUUAUCCACAGUAAUUGAUGCCUUAUUCUUACUGCAAGUCAGAUUGUGUGUUUUGGAUUUCUAAGUUAAUAAAAUGUAUAAUAUUU
Molecule: messenger RNA, 1887 nt
Organism: Calidris pugnax (ruff)
Lineage: Eukaryota; Metazoa; Chordata; Aves; Charadriiformes; Scolopacidae
Gene: CENPM
Product: centromere protein M
Exons: 6
Coding region: 36-569 (177 amino acids)
Source: RefSeq, a predicted model, not a curated record